AUGUUUCAGGUGCGAGGUCGUCCACAGCCGCAAGAUGUUUUAUGGUCCUUAAAUGGAGUGAAUCUCGAAUACGGUCGGCUGGGAGGUCGUCUCCAAAUACAUCAAGUUCCACGACAGUUCGGCGUUGAAAGUCGGUUGGCGAUCCAAAGUGUACGGGAUUCCGAUUUUGGCACUUAUAACUGUACUGCCUAUAACGAGCUGGGAAAUGAUUUUCAAACAGUUGAGCUGAAACCGAAGAGCGUGGUUGAUGCCGUUAUUGAUGACCAGUCCGAUGUGACAGUAAAAUGCGAGCCAUUAGACGGUGGUAGCUUUCUUCCAUACACGUACAAUUCAUCUUCGAAUGAAAGCCACGAACAACUGCUUUGUUCGAAAGUGAGCAUAUGA
Molecule: messenger RNA, 384 nt
Organism: Gongylonema pulchrum
Lineage: Eukaryota; Metazoa; Nematoda; Chromadorea; Rhabditida; Gongylonematidae
Source: the annotation of a GenBank genome assembly